Annulohypoxylon truncatum is the source of this 1554-nucleotide messenger RNA. RefSeq names its product riboflavin kinase. Bases 433 to 1113 code for a protein of 226 amino acids. The transcript has a single exon. Gene Ontology annotation, molecular function: riboflavin kinase activity. The record is from RefSeq and is a predicted model, not a curated record. Gene Ontology annotation, biological process: FMN biosynthetic process; riboflavin biosynthetic process. NCBI's taxonomy places the organism in Eukaryota, Fungi, Ascomycota, Sordariomycetes, Xylariales, Hypoxylaceae. Gene Ontology annotation, cellular component: mitochondrion.
UCCAGAAGCAUUUAUCGAUAAGGAUCACUCAUUAUCUAAUCUACAAUUACGUGCCUAGAGGUACAUGGCAGUGCCUACAUCGCAGUCCCCGCUACGCAUCAAUUCCAUAGACGUCCACGAGUAGCCAUCAGACUUUCUACUCAGCAUUCCGUUGCCCUUCAACUUCUAAUAACUUUCGCUCUUUCUAAUAGACUCGCAAUAUAAUACCCAGCUAGACAGCAGACUCCCUUGUCCCUUAAUAGACCUACAGUGGACUUCCUAACCUUUUUCCGGAAAUAAUAAAGGCACCGAUCAGCAAACCUCUCCAUAGAAACUCUAACCCCGCCAUCCCCCAGCCGAUCAACCACCAGCUUCGCGCCACCCAAUCCCAACCAACCAACCACACCCAACCCGCCACAAUCUGUCCGUCCAUACAAAAACCUUAGAACCUCAAUGGCAGCGGAGGCAGAGCGCCCGCGAAUCCUCUACGGCGACGCGGGCCCGGAGCCGCCGUACCCGCUGCGCAUGGAAGGCACCGUGAUAUCCGGCUUCGGGCGCGGGUCGAAGGAGCUCGGGAUCCCGACGGCGAACCUGCCCGUCGACGAGGCGGCCGCGCCGUGGAUCGCGACCGCGAAGUCGGGCGUGUACUUCGGGUACGCGUCGCUCGCGCUCCCGGACACGCAUCCGGACCACGCGCAACACCACCGCCGGCACAGGGGUAACCCGCGCGCGCCCGCCUCGGCGCCUCCCGCCCCUCUUCCCCCGUCCUCCAACGACACCGCGGCAGAGUCUCCCUCGUCCGAGCCCGAGCCGCCGUCGCGGUGGCAGAUCUACCCGAUGGUCAUGUCGAUCGGGUACAACCCGUUCUACAAGAACUCGGUGCGGUCGGCGGAGGUGCACGUGCUGCACAAGUUCGCGGCCGACUUCUACGACGCGCCUAUGCGCCUGCUGAUCCUGGGCUUCGUGCGCGAGGAGCGCGACUACCCGUCGCUCGACGCCCUCGUCGUCGACAUAAACGUCGACUGCGAGGUUGCGCGGCAGAGCCUCGCGCGCCCGGCCUGGACCCCGCGCCAGGGCGUCGUGGACGGGCCGGGCGGGGAAUUCGACGGUUCCUGGCUUGUGCGGGAGGAGUGAUUGGGAGCGGGGGAAACAGAACAGAACAGAACAGAAGGGAGGGAGGGUGUGAUCUAACGUUAAGAUAGAUCUAAGGAUUACAUAUUACCUACUCGAGUUAAGUCUGGCUUGUUUUUUUUUUACCAGCCUUUGGUGAUAUAGGUACAAUACCUAUGUAUGUAACUAUACAUAUAUAUGUAUCGUAUCUAGCAUGAGCAGCGGUACGAGGCAAGAUGUCUCGAGCGUGGGUAAGGGUAAAGUCGGGAUUAGGAGGGGUAACGUAAGCGAAGUUACCCGAGGCGGCCCGAGGCAUCCAAUGCGCAAACUUCCGAAAGCCCGCGGGACACGUGCGACGUCAUAACACGAUACAAUCGCUCUAUAGUCGUUCUGACUUUGCUCAUUGGUGGUUGAGCGCUCACCUUAUAGAAUAAUACACCAAAUCAAAUGUUAUUCGAAGGCAGC